GGACGUCACGUCUGUAUUUGACAGGAGGAAGUAGCGACGUUAGAAACAAGCAGCUCGCUUUUUCUCGGGACUAACUGGACAGAAAACAGCACCUGUGAUGUAAGGCCGCUGUUCCACACGCUGAGGAAAGAUAUGCCUUAAUGUAUUUCAUACGUGAGGCCAGCAUUAGGGAGACGAUUUCUCGUCCGUACGUCAUCCAGAUGAGGCAUGCUGGAAGUAUGCAGCCCAUGUACAGAAGAGAUGCUGGAGUCUGGCACCAAACAAGAAGUCUCCUCUACAAGAAUCUGCUCAUCAAAUGGAGGACCAAGCAGCAGAGUCUCCAGGAGCUGAUCCUACCUCUGCUCCUGUUGGGUCUCCUGAUUCUCAUCAGCACCCUCAAUCCUCACGUCUAUUAUGGAGGCAUCAGCACCAUGGAGCUGGAGCGUGACGACCACUUCUUCAAGGGCCUGGGCUACACGCCCAUCACCAACAUCACCAACCACAUCAUGGAGGAGGUGGCCCAGGAGAUGCAUCUGCAGGAUCGCCUGGAGAUGUUUGCCAGUGAGGAGGACCUGGAGAACGCCAGCCUGUACGAGCCCUCCAGCUACGUCGGUGUUGUGUUCAUGGACAGCUCGGCCACGUCUUACAGGCUGCGCUUCCCGUACAACCAGCUGCCCUUACCCAGUGACUACACAGAAUCCAUCGCCAACUGUUUCACCAGCUCGGUGAACUGCAGAGCAGCUAAUUACUGGUACUCUGGCUUCAUCCGCCUCCAGUCUCUGAUCGAUGCAGCCAUCAUUCAGAUGCAGACGAAGCGCUCAGUGUGGAGCGAGAUGGACCUGAAGGUCGUCAUGAUGGGUCAGCCAGGUUCCGUGGAGGUGCAGAAAUUCCCCCACGCCCUCAUCUCAAUCUACCUGGUCCUGGCCUUCACACCCUUCGUCACCUUCCUCAUCGUCAAUGUGGCAGCUGAGAAGGAGCAUCGCCUCAAAGACACCAUGACCAUGAUGGGGCUGUAUGACACCGCUUUCUGGUUGUCGUGGGGCCUCCUGUACGCCGCUCUGGUGACCACCAUGUCCAUCCUGAUGUCCAUCAUCGCCACGUAUACGGCCCUGUUUCCUAACAGCGACUUCUUCGUUAUCUUCUUCCUCAUCUUCCUCUAUGGAAUAUCAUCAAUCUUUUUCUCCUUCAUGCUGACUCCAUUAUUCAAGAAGCCAAAGUUUGCCAGCACCGUGGGCUCCAUGCUGACGGUGGUGUUUGGCUGCCUGUCACUGUUCACCGUGCUGAUGAAGGACUUCCCUCAGCCACUCGUCUGGCUUCUCUGCCUGCUCUCCCCCAGCGCCUUCUCCAUCGGCAUAGCUCAGGUGGUUUACCUGGAGGCUCAGGGAGACGGGGCUGUGUUUUCCUCCCUGGCCAACGGCCCUCAUCCUCUUUAUGUUCCCCUGCUCAUGCUGGUGUUGGACUGCAUCCUCUACCUUCUGUUGGCCAUUUACCUGGACCAGGUACUGCCUGGGGAGUUUGGGAUGAGGAGGUCCUUGGUGUACUUCCUGAAGCCAUCCUAUUGGUCCAAACGAAGAAAGCGCUACGUUGAAGUGAGCUCAGUGUACGACACGGAGGUGAAAGGCGCUCCUGGUGGGGACGAGUGUGUCGAGCCGGUUUCACCUGAGUUCAGAGGGAAAGAAGCCAUCCGCAUCAAUAACAUCCAGAAAGUGUACAAGGAGAAGGACAACGUGGUGGAGGCUCUGAGAGGUUUGACUUUUGACAUCUACGAGGGUCAGAUCACAGCUUUGCUGGGACACAGUGGGGCAGGAAAGUCCACUCUCAUGAACAUCCUGUGUGGCAUCUGCCCGCCCACCAACGGCUCGGCCACCAUCUACGGCUCCCCCGUGGCAGAGAUCGCAGACAGGUCAGAGAUGAAGCAGCUGGUGGGGAUUUGCCCUCAGUUCAACAUCAUCUUUGACGUGCUCACUGUGGAGGAGCACCUCAGGAUAUUUGCUGCCAUCAAAGGGAUCCCGCCGUCAGACAUCGACGCUGAGGUUACCAAAGUGCUGAAGGAUCUGGACCUGGAGAAGAUCAUGACUGCUCAGGCAAAGAAUCUGAGUGGAGGCCAAAAGAGGAAGCUCUCCGUGGGCAUCGCCAUUCUCGGAGAUCCUAAGAUCCUGCUCCUGGACGAGCCCACAGCAGGCAUGGACCCCUGCUCCAGACACCAGGUGUGGUCACUGCUGAAGAGCCGCAGAGCUGGCAGGGUCACCGUCCUCAGCACGCACUACAUGGAUGAGGCCGACAUUCUAGCUGAUCGUAAAGCUGUGAUCUCUCAAGGACAGCUCAAAUGUGUUGGCUCCUCUCUGUAUCUCAAGGUCAAGUGUGGCGUUGGAUAUCAUCUCAGGAUGUCUAUCAAUGAGAGAUGUGAAGCCGAAAAAAUCACCUCACUGGUCAAGCAGCACGUUUCCAAAGCAAAGCUGUCUCGACAACACGAAGCAGAGUUAACAUUCACUCUGCCUUUUGAGAGCAUGGACACGUUUCCAGGCCUGUUCUCGGAGCUCGACCAUCAACCCAAUCUGGGAGUUAUCAACUAUGGGGUUUCCAUGACAACACUGGAGGAUGUAUUCCUUCGUUUGGAGGCGGAGGCUGAAGUGGACCAGGCUGACUACAGUGUGUUUAAUCGGGAGCAGGCGGAGGACGAAUGUGACAGCGCCUCUCUGGACGAUACUGACCAGCGGCUGCUAACGUUCUCAGACAGCAAGUCAGACGUCGUGUCAGGUCACGCUCUGUGGCGGCAGCAGUUCAGCACCGUGGCCUGGCUGCACAUGCUCAACAUGCGCAGGGAGAGGAAGGCCUUCGUCUACACCCUGGCCUUGUUCCUGGUGUUUGUGGCCGCGGUGCUCGUCCUGUCUCUGGCCACAGGAAACAUCCAGAUUCACUCCCCAGACCGUCAGUUUCUGCCCAUUUACCUCCUCAAAAGGAACCAGUCGCCGCGGAGAUACGCCACCAGCCUCCUGGUUCAGAACUCCUCAGGCUCUGAUAUUUCUGACUUUGUCCACAACCUGGAGUCUCAGGACAUCAAAGUGGACAUGAUGAAACACAGCGACUACAUGGCCGCGGCUCCCCACAGCGCCGCCAUCAACGUUACAGGAUCCAACAAGGGUUUCAGAUACAGUGUUGCGUUCAACAGCACCACAGUUCACUCCUUGCCUAUGGCGGUCAAUAUACUGAGCAACGCUCUUCUGAGAGGUCUGAAUGGCAGUGGACAGAUCAGAACGUGGACCAAACCAUUUGAUUAUCAAAUCCCAGAUGCCACGUCCUACGCUCUGGUGUACAUAGAGGCCAUCAUACUGGGAAUGCUGGCAGCUGGAAUGCCUGCAUAUUUUGCAAUGGACCACACUCGAGACAGAGAGAUCAAGUGUCGCUCAACACUGCGUAUCUCCGGUCUGGUGCCGUCGGCCUACUGGUGCGGCCAGGCAGCCGUGGACAUCCCCUUCUACUACCUCAUCCUCUCCUGCAUGACCAUCAUCCUCUUCUCCUUCCACACUGGAAACCUGCUCACCUCCAGCAACCUCACCGCUGUGGUCCUGUGUAUCGUCGGCUUUGGUCCAGCCAUGAUCCUCUUCACCUACGUGUUUUCUUUUGGCUUCGCUCGAGUCCAAAGCAACAGGGAUUUCUUCUCUGUCAUCUCCAUGAUGGUGUGUGUGGUGUCAGCAUCACUGGUUCAGUUGUCGUUUGUGAACGACAACCCUGGACUGACCAGAAACCUGCACAACAUCUUGUGUUUCUUCAACCCUCUGUACCCCCUCAUGGGCUGCCUCAACUGCAUCACCAAGGCGACCUUCCUCCCCUCUCAGUACGAGGAGAACUUCCUGUGGAAAAACCUGCUCAUUGCGGUUGUAGCUCCGUAUCUGCAGUGCAUCCUGCUGCUCUGCCUGCUGCGCUGGCUGGAGAUCCAUUACGGAGGCAAAACAAUGAAAAGCGAUCAGUUCUGCAGGAUCUCGUCCAAAUCGAAGCCCAAAGUGGAGAAAAACCCAGAAGAAGGGCUGAACGAGGAUGAGGAUGUUCAGAUGGAGAAGGCCAGAGUGAAGGAGGCCCUCACCUGCCAGUCCUGUGAGGAGAAACCGGCUGUGGUUGUGAGUAACCUGAGGAAACAGUACAAAGGCAGAAGAGAAGGAUUUUCUCUCAACAAGAGGAGGAAAGUGGCCACAAAGAACGUCUCUUUCUGUGUUCGCAAAGGUGAAGUUCUCGGACUGUUGGGCCCCAACGGAGCAGGAAAGAGCACCAUUAUGCACAUGUUGUCAGGUGACACUGACCCGACUGCAGGACAGGUGCUGAUGGGGGACUACAGCACAGAGUUUCGUCUGGUGGACAGUCCCGUGGAACAUGUGGGCUACUGUCCUCAGGUGAACCCUCUGUGGCCCAGGAUCACUCUGCAGGAGCACCUGGAGAUCUACGCCGCCAUCAAGGGCCUGAAAGGACAGGACGUACCAGGGAUCAUCAAACGUGUGGUGAACGCUCUGGAGCUGAAGGACCACCUGAACAAACAAGCCAAGACCCUGUCAGCGGGACUCAAGAGGAAGCUGUGCUUCGCCCUGAGUAUGAUCGGGAAUCCUCAGAUCGUCCUGCUGGAUGAGCCGUCAUCAGGGAUGGACCCCAAAUCCAAACAGCGCAUGUGGAGAGCCAUACGUGCUGCCUUCAAGAACCGCCAGCGGGGAGCCGUCCUCACCACACACUACAUGGAGGAGGCCGAAGCCGUGUGUGACCGCGUAGCCAUCAUGGUGUCCGGCCAGCUAAGGUGUAUCGGCUCCAUCCAACAUUUAAAGGGGAAGUACGGUCGAGGUUACAGUUUGGAGGUGAAACUCCGAGAGGAGCUGACGGGGCUCCAGCAGGUGGCGCUGCUGCACAAAGAGAUCCUCCGCAUCUUCCCUCACGCCGCCCGGCAGGAGAGCUUUGCUACUCUGAUGGUUUACAAGAUUCCCAUGGAGGACGUCAAGUCACUGGCCAAGUCUUUCUCUCAGUUAGAGAGCGCAAAACAAACCUUCAACUUUGAAGAGUACAACUUCUCCCAGUCGACCUUGGAGCAGGUGUUCAUGGAGUUUGCCAAGGAGCAGGAGAACGAGGAGGACGAGGUCGGCUCGCUCAGCACAACUUUCCAGUGGCAGCGUCUGCGGCAGGACGGCUCCGCCCCCGUCAACCACACAGACAGCAUCGUGCACCAGCUUUGAACUCCAGCCGAGAGGGAGCAGGCUGGUGACUGACCAGGACCGACCUGCCGGGCCUCAGCGCCUGACGGCUCACGCCAGCACUCGCCCCCGCUCCACGCAAACCGACGCCCACCGCCCUUAAGUGAAUGGGACAGAGCUGUGUGGGCGCUGGCACACACUGGCUCUGACUGUGUGUGUGUGUGUGUGUGUUUGAGUGUUUGGGCUCCGGGCUGUUAACGGCCUCCUUCUCCAGGUCUGAGGUGUGCAUGUGUGUGACCCUCGUCCACUGGUGCUCCGUGUUUUCUGAAUCGCACUGACCGAGGGGGGCCGCGGUCUUUCUUGACACGCCGAUGUGACACCUACUCCUCUUUCUAAUGGUGUUUUUUAUCUUCACAGGGAGUCAGUCAAAGGAAAAUAUAUAUCUAUAAAUAAUAUAUAAUAUUCAUGCUUUGUAAUCAUGUGUUCUCCUCUGCUCAGAGGUGUUAGAGUAAGUGUGUGUUUUCGUCUGUUGUGUUUGUGAAACCGUUUAUUUUUUUUUUUUUUUACCAGAACUGGAAUCCAUCCACGAUCGUACCAAAGCAGCACAUCUCUGAACCACACACCACCACACCUCCUCACUAACUGACACGUCUCCAUUUGUUGUUUGGUGUCGGUAGCAUGUGCACAGAUGGAUUAGUAUCGACGAGGGGAAGAUUGUGAGAACACAUGACCUUCACUGAGCCCUCAACUUAACAAACCCCUCUCCUCAUGUUACACCAGCAUGCACACCUUAACGUCCAUGCUCACAUUAAACGUCCUUCAGGACCGACUGUUGGUUAUCGAGGAGGCUGGGUAUAUUUAGACAUGUGGCGGACAGACACACGGAUGUUGGGAUGGAGGGUUGUUGGGUCGCUGUGGCCUUCCUCUCUGCAGGUUUGAACCCGUAUGUGAACGUAGUGUAGAAUAUGCACUCCAGUACAUGUAGCACACUGCCCUCGUCAGACGUUAGCCAGGGCUGAUGACCUCAGCAGUGGAGAGGUGGAGCUCGAGGUUGCGUUCGCAUGCAGACGGGGCUUUUUGAAGCAGUUUGACGAUGAAGAUUUUUUGAUGUUUGAAUGUACGUUUGGCUCCGGACGUCACCCUGUUUCACUUUGGUGCCACUUUGAAUCACGCAGCUGUUGUUUUAACUCUGUGUGUGAGCGAGUGUGUGUGUGUGUGUGUGUGUGUGUUGUAUAUCUGUACACGCAGGUGGGUUGUUGGUGCAACACCGAUUAAACCGAUAAAUUGUAAUUUUUCCAUGACGUUCAGGUGAGAGGAUGAAAGGGUUAAAGGGAAUUUAAGACACUUUGAGAAACGCUCGACAUGUUGGGUCGAGUUUUAUUUUGUCAGCGACCGUACAUCAGUGUGGGAGGGUGAGGUUAGUCCGGAAGUGCUAACUGAACAUCUGUAACUGGAUCCAUUAGUCCGCUGGGUCGGUUGGACACAAGGAGGUGGACAAAAUAACAGGAACAGCUGAUAUGAUAUGGAGAUGGAUUUGUUUCAGAGUUAUUUAGGUAAACAGAUCGACGGUCUGUGUGUUAAAGGGACAGUUCAGAUGUUUUGAAGUGUGGUUGUGUGAGGUGCUUCUCAGUCAGUGUGUUACCUACAGGAGAUGUCAGUCGACACGUCUCCAGUUUGGAGAAGCAGGCACAGAAUCUAAACAAUGCUCUGCUGUAGACAGUCAGCAACAACAUUUAUUUUAACCUCCUAAAAAAUCAAUAUCACCAUGUUACUGAGAGCAUUUUCACCACUUUGUCUUUCUGUCAGGAAGCUUGUUUUGACGGGAAAGCCGUGAACAGCGUCAGUUCCCAUGUUUGCUCUCGUCACAGUCACCAGACUCCAUUUAGAAAACCAGUAAUUUUAUCUCUCUGAACACAGGAGCUGCUGGUCGACUGCUGCCUCCAUCAGUUAGUCAGUUUGUGUUAUUGUGUGACUUUGUUGAAUCUGAAUUAACCCUUUAAAACACCAAAGUCGCACAGUAACACAAACUAACCAUCCAACAGAGGCAGCAGUCGACCAGCAGCUCCUGUGUUCACAGACGUUAAAUCACUGUUUUUCUCAAUGGAGUCUGGCUCUGAAGAGAACGACGUAACGGCUUCCUGUUGUAAAUCACUGUCUGACAUUAAGGUGAAGCAGUGAAAAUAUUCUGAAUAUAAUGAACACAGAAACUGAUGUUUUAUUUAAGUGGAACUUUUUAGGUGUCUAAAAUACGUUUUGUUUCCGAGCCGUCCACAGCAGGACACUGUUUAGCUUCAGUGUCAGACUCCAGCCUGCCGACUGACAUCUGCUGUAGGUAACACGCUGAUUAUGCAGAAGUAUCUCAUACAACCCCACUUUAAAAAACUCUGAACUAUCCCUUUAAUGUGUAAUCUGUAAAUAUAAAAAAAAAUCUACAAAAACAAUUAAACAGAAAACACUAAAUUUAAAACAGAUCUGCAAAUACAGAUUCCACAAAUAAAGAAUAUUUGUGAAUGAAUUUAAAAAUAAAUGACAAACAUUUGUGAACAUUUAUCCAGCAUUAAUAACUUUGAAACAGAUAUUUGUGAAUCUGAGUUCUGUGAUUGUGAAUUUGCAUUUUAGGCUCACUGAGACAUUUUUUAUGCCUCUGCGCUGGUGACAGCUGCGGCCGGAGACGCUGUGUUUUCAGCUUGUUUCCAUCCGUCCGUUCCAUUCUCAUGAAUGAGAGGGUCUUGAGGGGAUUUCUGUAAAUUUGGCACAAACGUUCCCUCAGACUCACCAAUGACCUGAUUCGAUUUUGAUGGUCAGAGGUCACUGUGACCUUACAUCUGUCUCAUUUUUGUGACCGCGGUAUGUGAACACCACCUUGAGGGAAUUUCCUAAAAUUUGGCACAAACGUCAACUUGGACUAAAGAAUGAACUGAUUUAGAAUAGGUCUUCUGUGUGUGCAGCAUCCAUGUUUUCACUGACAUGGAUGGAAACUGUCAGAGAAACGACUGGUGGGUGGAGUUAUACAACAGCAGGGUGGUAUUUUCAGUUUUUUUUAAUCUUCAGACUUUGUCAAACGCACAGAUUGUCGAUCGCCAAAACAUUUAGAUAACUGACAGAUAUCACUGAGACUAAUCGAUCUCCAUAUUGUCAUGUGACCCGGUGCAGCGACAACACAAACUCUGACCUCAUAACUCCACACGAUAAGCUCCAUAGAGGGCGUGUUUGUUGCAGGGUGUGUUUGUUUUGUCCACCUCUGUAUCAUCUUAUGAGAACAGGAGGACCAGAAGUUAAGAGUUUGUUUUAAAGAUGCUUAUUUAAUUCAAAUAUCCAACAUGAAUCAUUUUCCGUGCCGACUUCCGUCAUGUGUUCAUGACAGACUUUUUGCGGUGGGUUUUUAAGCCUCAGACAAGGUGUCUGGGAUUUAUAUAGAAGAGUAUCAAUGCCACGACAUUAAAAAAAAAGAUCGAUAUCAGGUAGUAACAUGAAAAGAUUCUUGUUAGAACAGGAUAUUUUUCACAUUUUUACAAGAUUUUUUCAUAUUAUAACAAAAUAUUUUCAUGUUAUAAGAAGAAAUUUUCAUGUUAUAAGCAGAUGUUUUCAAGUUAUAAUGAGAUGUUUUCACAUUACAACAAGAAAUCUUCAUGUUAUAACAAGUUGUUUCCAUGUUAUAACAAACAUUUUUCAUAUUAUAACAAAAUAUUUUCAUAUUAAAACCGGAUGUUUUUGCAUUUUAACAAGAAUUUUUAAUGUUAUAACGAGAUGUUUUCACAUUAUACCAAGGAACAAGGGAAAGCAUGAAAAAUAUCUUGUUAUAAAAUGAAAAUAUUUUGUUAGACAAGAAACUUUUCUUGUUAUUAUCUGAUAAUAGUUUUGGGGGAGUUUUUGGCGUUUCUAGGCUUCUGUAGUUUUGUGUGUUUCUGCAGCAGCUACCGUCUCUGUCACAGAUGUUUUAUUUCCUGUUUUUUUUCCCCACUUCCUGUCAUCACGAAGUGAAGCAGAGCUCAUUUAAGUAUCAGUUCUUUUAUUUUGAAGGAGUCUGAAGCAGAGCUCACUUAAGUAUUAGUAUCAGUUCUUUUAUUUUGAAGGAGUCUGAAGCUGAUAAACUUUACUAACAUCAGAGCACAGAUCACAGACACGACAUAUUCAGCCUGAGACAGUGAGCGGCAGCGCUGCACUGUCAGGCGUUUUCUCUCCUUUUAAAUGUGAAAACUUUAUUUAAACGCCGUUGACAUUUUUUUUCUUGCACACAUGUAGCCUUGUUCCCUUUUCACCAGGGGACAAAAUAAAACACUGGCUCUGCGUCAACAUGUGCGGCGAGGAUAGAGGAGUUUUUGCGAUGUCACAUUUACACUACCUAUGUUUAUAUUUGCUUUCCUAAGUGCAAUGAAAGGUAUUUAUUCAGCCAUUCACGUUCAUGUGUGUCAGUAACAUGUAGCCGCCUGUAUGACAUCAGCUUGUUUUGCACGCGUCUCGUCCCUGCUUCCUGUUCAGAGCGUCACAUGGAAAUAUUCCACUUGAAGAAUAAAACAAACUGAACUGUGGCUCUGUGGGAGGAGUGGAGAAAGUGGAGCAGGUUUCAUUUUGUUUUCCUGGUGGUGGUAAAAUUGCACUAUUUCUGGGAAAUUUUAUAACCUUUCUUUAUAUUAUGCAAUCUUUGUAAGAUUAUCCGUGCACUGAUUUUAUUUUUUAACGACUGUGGUUUAGCUGUGUGCUGUAUUUUCCUCUUCUAUCACCCCGUGUCCGGACGGACACUCGUCAUUAACGAACUCUGUGGUCUCGACACCACCUUUUCAUGAAUAAAUGUUAAUCCUCAUUAAAGUUUCGUCCCUUUUUUAUGUCUCCACGACAGCUACAGAUGGACGCGUUAUGUUCUCAGGUUGCCCGUCUGUAUUGUGAACACGAUAUUACAA
Epinephelus fuscoguttatus (brown-marbled grouper) is the source of this 10042-nucleotide messenger RNA. It is a transcript of the gene abca5, whose product is annotated as ATP-binding cassette, sub-family A (ABC1), member 5. Lineage: Eukaryota; Metazoa; Chordata; Actinopteri; Perciformes; Serranidae. Bases 141 to 5186 code for a protein of 1681 amino acids. Gene Ontology annotation, molecular function: ATP hydrolysis activity; ATP binding; lipid carrier activity. The record is from RefSeq and is a predicted model, not a curated record. Gene Ontology annotation, biological process: lipid transport; transmembrane transport. Gene Ontology annotation, cellular component: membrane; intracellular membrane-bounded organelle. The transcript has 38 exons.